GGGUUGUUUAUCAUCUGGCUGGAUGAUGAGCACUACAAUGGGAAUGUCAAGGACCACCCAAAGGAUGCAGAGUACCUCAACACUCCUUUGGCCAACUAUGUUGAGAUGUAGAACAUUUUUGGAAGUGGGGUUGCUAUAGGCAGGUAUGCAAUGGGCUCCAACAAACCAUUGGGUGAACCACAAGAGCAGGAAGCAAUUGACUUAGAUGCUGAUGCCCCCAAAUCCACCCUGCCCUCCCCACUAGCUGACAACGAGUGCAAGUCUAAUGCCCAGUUAUCAUCUGGUUGCAAGAGGAAGAGAGGACUGAAUAAGGAAGAAGGGUCACUAUUUGAGGGUCUGAUCAAGUCUGUUGAUGGGUUUGCCAAUGCUAUGAGAGAGGAGACUUUUAGAAUUUACAGGGUUGUGAUGGACUACCCCAACUUCAACAAGGAAGACCUGAUGCGCUGUCUCAGCUACCUGAUGAAGAACAAAGGAAUUGCAGAGGGUUUCAUGGAGAUGGAUGAGGUUGAUAAGGAUUUUUGGCUGAGGGACCAUCUGUCCAACACCAACUUCUAUGCAUGAAGUGACAGUGGAUGAGAGCCUCUUUGGUUGACAUGAGUUGACACCGCGUAGAAGAUUCCACCUCUGAGGGACCAUCUGUCCAACACCAACUUCUAUGCAUGAAGUGAUAGUGGAUA
Panicum hallii is the source of this 677-nucleotide messenger RNA. RefSeq lists its product as uncharacterized. The record is from RefSeq and is a predicted model, not a curated record. Lineage: Eukaryota; Viridiplantae; Streptophyta; Magnoliopsida; Poales; Poaceae. The transcript is spliced from 2 exons. Bases 151 to 561 code for a protein of 136 amino acids.